AUGCCAGAGCAACAGAAGCGGGGUGCCUUCAUCGUCUUCGAGGGUCUCGACAGGUCCGGAAAAAGCACGCAGGCUGCGAUGCUUGUCGAUCGCCUCAAGCAGGAGCGCGCCGACGUCAAGCUCAUCAAAUUCCCUGACCGCACGACGCCAGUCGGGAAGAUGAUCGACUCUUACCUGCGCUCUCAGUCUGAACUCGACGACCGUGCGAUCCACCUCCUCUUCUCCGCAAACCGCUGGGAGCUCGCAAGCCACUCUUCGUGCGGGCACGACCAUCGUUGCGACCGCUACGCCUUCUCCGGGAUCGCCUUUUCGUUCUGCAAGCCGUCCAACUUGUCAUAUGAAUGGUGCCGCGCACCCGACAUUGGCCUCCCCGCGCCGGACCUCACCCUCUUCCUGGACGUCGGGCCCGACACCGUCAAAUCGCGCGGUGGCUUCGGCGAGGAGCGCUACGAGACGGAGGAGGUGCAGCAGAAGGUGAAGGAUGUGUUUGAGCGGAUCGGGGAGGAGAUGGGCAUGGGGCUGCUCACGGAGGGUGGUUGGGUCGUCGUUGAGGGCGACUUCGAGAAGGAGAAGGUUGCGGAGGUCAUCUGGGAUUGGGUCAAGCCUCUCAGCGGCGGCGUGUCAAGACCGCUCCGAACGCUCUGGGACGAGAAGGAAAACAAGGAGCGGAACGACCAGCUGUAUAUCUGAGGGGGCGUCAGCGAGGGACAUCAGUGGCAUGGGGAUAUAGGAAGUAAUACACAAAUGUACAACGAGCAAUCACAGUAUACAUAGCAUCGGAAGCGAGAGCAUGCAUUGCUAUCGCCUGUACCCUCGUCUCCCAUCCUUCGGUUUCAUCGCUCGCU
Molecule: messenger RNA, 845 nt
Organism: Fomitopsis serialis
Lineage: Eukaryota; Fungi; Basidiomycota; Agaricomycetes; Polyporales; Fomitopsidaceae
Product: thymidylate kinase
Exons: 3
Coding region: 1-690 (229 amino acids)
Biological process (GO): dUDP biosynthetic process; dTTP biosynthetic process; dTDP biosynthetic process
Cellular component (GO): nucleus; cytoplasm; cytosol
Molecular function (GO): ATP binding; dTMP kinase activity
Source: RefSeq, a predicted model, not a curated record